Sorex araneus (European shrew) is the source of this 1807-nucleotide messenger RNA. RefSeq names its product potassium calcium-activated channel subfamily M regulatory beta subunit 3 (gene KCNMB3). Gene Ontology annotation, molecular function: calcium-activated potassium channel activity; potassium channel regulator activity. Gene Ontology annotation, cellular component: voltage-gated potassium channel complex; membrane. Lineage: Eukaryota; Metazoa; Chordata; Mammalia; Eulipotyphla; Soricidae. Gene Ontology annotation, biological process: detection of calcium ion; potassium ion transport. The transcript is spliced from 4 exons. The coding region runs from base 1 to 576 and encodes 191 amino acids. The record is from RefSeq and is a predicted model, not a curated record.
AUGCAGCCCUACAGCAUCCCGGUGCAGAUCACGCUGCAGGGCAGCCGGCGGCGCCAGGGGAGGACAGCACCUCCUACCUCCGCGAGGAAGGGAGUCCUAGGGCCAAAUGGAGACACAUCAGAGGUGCACCCGAAGCUGCCAUCUAGCGCCGGGGAGGACCGCGCCAUGCAGCUCGGGUUUGUGAUGAUGGCCUCGUCUGUGCUCAUGUUCUUCCUGCUUGGAACCACCAUCCUCAAGCCUUUCGUGCUCAGCACUCAGAGAGAAGAAUCAAAUUGCACUCUCUUGCACACACACAUCACGGAAGACUGGAUGGACUGUGCGUUCACGUGCGGGAUGGACUGCCGAGGGCAGGGCAGGUACCCGUGUCUUCAGGUGUUUGUGAAGCUCACCCAUUCGGAGCAGGAAGUGCUCCUACAUUACAACGAAGAGGCGCUGCAGAUCAAUUCCAAGGGUGAUGUUAUAGACUGCAAAGUUAAAGAAAAGCAGACAUUAACAGUUUCUGAUGAGCACAAACAGGAAGUGCAGUCACAGGUCCAACUUCUUGCUAGAAACAGCAAGACUGGGGAGGGGGCAUAAAUUCAGUGACGCUAUUAUCCCAUAUUCUUAUUACAGUAACACAUGCAUCUUGAUGUGUCGAAUACUUUUCUGGGCCGUCAUUGAAAAAAUAUUUUAAAGCAUUUUUCUCUAACUACUGCAGUAUAGCACAAGACUUCAGUUCAUUGAAAAACAAAAUGCAAAUAGAUUUGCUAUAAUAAAAGGGGCUGGAAAGGGUGGUUGGAGCUCUUUUUUUUUAAAAGUCCAAAUAUUUGAUGUGUUAGUAAUACUCUUUUGUUAGUGCUCUAUUCUCCCAAGAUAUUAAAGUCUUAUGUUACAAAAGAACAUAUUCUUUUAGGUUUUUAUUUAACACAGUUAAGUUUGGGGCCUAGCCUAAAUCAGACCAAAGCCGUUACCUGCAUUUGAAGUUUUUGGUCCAUAACCAAAAACAUUCUGGAAACCAGACAGUCAAAAAUCUUCAACUACUUUUAAGAACAGAAAUUAGAUACGAUGAGAUACGAUGAAGGGUUUUUUCUUAUGGAAUCAAUAGUAAUUACCACAUUUGGAAAUUCAUACUAUAGUGUUCACUAAAGAUAUAUAUAUAUAUAUAUAUUUGAAGAAAUAAAAAGCAGUGAAGAUUUUCUGCCUUCUUGCUAAUCCACAGUAAGAAGAAUCACUUAAAAUUAUCACUUAAAAAAAUACUAGCUUUUAGCAUAACCACAAAAUCACUGUAGCAACAGAUUAAAUAAGGCUUGGAUGAACUAAAAUCUUAUGGAGUGCAUUAAAAACCAUUUUUUACUUAACACAACGAUUGGAGUCUAUGGUUGGCAGUGAAAAUCAGUUACCCACCUAUGCUAAAUGUACCAUGAACUGAUUUUACUUCCUAUCCCCAAUUCCUGGCCAAUGAAAACUGUUCUAUGUAGUUGUGUAAAAGUUGUCAAAUACUUUCCUUAUGGCUCAUUAACUGCCACUUUAUGGUAACUACCAUGGCUUUAAUAGUAAGAUAUCUAAAGCUAAGCAAAAGAAUGGAGCUAUACUGAAAAAAAGUGCAAAGCCUUAAUCAACUGCAAUACUGGAAUAAACUAAGCCUCUUUAAAAACUGACCCUAACCUGGGAAACUCCUCAUCAAUUUUAGAACCUUAUACAAAAUGCUUCUUGACCAGGGCUGGCAAGCAAUGUGCAUACAAAUACUGUACAAACACUUAUUUCAUUCAUAGUGAAGAAUAAUUUCAAAUGUCAAAUUUAAGAAGCCAGCACUGUGGACCUCCUGGCA